GAAGAUGAGGAAGAAGACUCUAGCAAUGUUGAUUUGCCUUACAUUCCUGCUGAAAACUCACCUACCCGCCAGCAGUUCCAUUCCAAGCCAGCAGAUUCUGACAGUGAUGAUGACCCCUUGGAGGCAUUCAUGGCUGAGGUGGAGGAUCAGGCGGCUAGGGACAUGAAGAGGCUUGAAGACAAGGACAAGGAAAGAAAAAACGUGAAGGGUAUUCGAGAUGACAUUGAAGAGGAAGAUGACCAAGAAGCUUAUUUUCGGUACAUGGCAGAAAACCCAACUGCUGGCGUGGUUCAGGAGGAGGAGGAAGAUAAUCUGGAGUAUGACAGUGAUGGGAAUCCAAUUGCACCAUCCAAAAAAAUCAUUGAUCCUCUUCCCCCCAUUGAUCAUUCAGAGAUUGACUAUCCACCAUUUGAAAAAAAUUUUUACAAUGAGCAUGAAGAGAUAACCAACCUCACUCCACAGCAGUUAAUAGAUCUCCGGCAUAGGCUCAAUCUUCGGGUCUCUGGUGCUGCACCUCCUAGACCAGGAAGUAGUUUUGCACAUUUUGGGUUUGAUGAGCAGCUUAUGCACCAGAUUCGGAAAUCUGAGUACACACAGCCCACUCCGAUACAGUGUCAGGGUGUGCCUGUGGCAUUAAGUGGUAGAGACAUGAUUGGUAUUGCCAAAACAGGCAGUGGGAAAACUGCAGCCUUUAUAUGGCCCAUGUUGAUUCAUAUAAUGGACCAGAAGGAACUGGAACCAGGAGAUGGCCCGAUUGCAGUGAUUGUGUGUCCUACGAGGGAGCUUUGCCAGCAGAUCCAUGCAGAAUGUAAGCGGUUUGGGAAAGCAUAUAAUCUUCGAUCAGUGGCCGUCUAUGGAGGAGGAAGCAUGUGGGAGCAGGCCAAGGCCCUUCAGGAAGGGGCAGAGAUUGUUGUGUGUACCCCAGGCCGGCUGAUCGAUCAUGUGAAGAAGAAAGCUACCAAUCUUCAAAGAGUCUCUUACCUUGUGUUUGAUGAAGCCGAUCGAAUGUUUGACAUGGGUUUUGAGUACCAGGUGCGAUCCAUAGCAAGUCAUGUCCGUCCUGACAGACAGACUCUCUUAUUCAGUGCAACUUUUCGAAAGAAGAUUGAAAAACUGGCCAGAGACAUCUUGAUAGAUCCUAUUCGAGUGGUGCAGGGAGAUAUUGGAGAGGCAAAUGAAGAUGUGACCCAGAUCGUGGAGAUUCUCCAUUCGGGGCCUAGUAAAUGGAACUGGCUCACCCGACGUCUGGUGGAGUUCACCUCUUCAGGAAGUGUCCUCUUGUUUGUUACUAAAAAAGCCAAUGCUGAAGAGCUGGCCAAUAACCUUAAACAGGAAGGUCAUAAUCUUGGGCUGCUCCAUGGGGACAUGGAUCAGAGUGAAAGAAACAAGGUCAUUUCAGACUUUAAGAAAAAGGACAUCCCAGUCCUGGUGGCCACAGAUGUUGCAGCCCGUGGUCUGGAUAUUCCUUCGAUUAAGACUGUCAUUAACUAUGAUGUGGCACGAGACAUUGAUACCCAUACUCAUAGGAUUGGCCGCACGGGUCGAGCGGGUGAGAAGGGUGUGGCCUAUACUUUGCUGACCCCCAAAGACAGCAACUUUGCUGGUGACCUUGUCCGGAACUUGGAAGGGGCCAAUCAGCACGUUUCCAAGGAACUCCUAGACCUGGCAAUGCAGAAUGCCUGGUUUCGGAAAUCCCGCUUCAAAGGAGGAAAAGGCAAGAAACUGAACAUCGGUGGUGGAGGCCUCGGCUACCGGGAGCGGCCUGGCCUGGGCUCUGAGAACACGGACCGAGGAAAUAACAAUAAUGUAAUGAGCAAUUAUGAGGCCUACAAGCCCUCUACAGGGGCCAUGGGGGAUCGGCUGACGGCAAUGAAAGCAGCUUUCCAGUCACAAUACAAGAGUCACUUUGUUGCUGCCAGCCUAAGCAAUCAGAAGGCUGGAAGCUCUGCUGCUGGGGCAAGUGGAUGGACUAGUGCAGGGAGUUUGAAUUCUGUUCCAACCAAUUCAGCCCAACAAGGCCACAGCAGCCCUGAGAGCCCCCUUGCCAGUGCUGCCAAGAGCAUCCCAGGCUUUGGCAACACUGGGAACAUCAGCAGUGCCCCAGUGACCUACCCUCCUGCUGGAGCCCAGGGAGUCAACAACACACCUUCAGGGAAUACCAGCCGAGAAGGGAUUGGGGGAGGCAAUGGGAAGAGAGAGAGAUACACUGAGAACCGGGGUGGCAGCCGCCAUAGUCAUGGAGAGAGUGGCAAUCGGCAUGGUGACAGCCCACGUCAUGGAGAUGGUAGUCGCCAUGGAGAAGGAUACCGCUACCCAGAAAGCAGCAGCCGUCACACUGAUGGCCAUCGGCACGGGGAGAACAGGCAUGGAGGAAGUGGAGGCCGACACGGGGAAAGUCGGGGUGCAAAUGAUGGUCGGAAUGGUGAAAGCAGGAAAGAUAGUUGUAAUCGUGAGAGCAAGAUGGACCCCAAGGUGGAUGGCAGCAAGAUGGACAAGAUAGACAGCAAGACAGAUAAGACAGCUGAUGGUUUUGCUGUCCCUGAGCCACCCAAACGCAAGAAGAGUCGAUGGGACAGUUAGAGGGUAUGUGCUGAAACGUGAAGUCAAUUGUUAAUUUUUUAUUUUUAGAAAGAUCUUGGUGUCUCAGGGCUGGGUUGGGGCACAGGAUGUGAGGACUCCCUGCCCUUAGUAGAGUGCUGGAGCUUGAAGAUGUUAGCCUUUUGUCUAUUUUUCUGAUGUUUCCUUCAGAAGCUGCUUUGAUCCUCGGAGGCAGUGAGAAUGGGGAAGCUUGUGGCUCUGAGUGUACAGUCCUGCGGGUCAGUAGAGGACACCUUGGAAGGAAUGGGCCUCACUGGGCACAACACUCUACAUUUCUGUUAGCUUGUUUUCUACUAAAACAUCACCUUACAAACAUCUACAAGUAGAACUCGUCCCUAACUUUGUAGUCUGGCAGUCCCCUUUGUAGGAGUUGGCUUCUGCAAAUGCCCAUCGAGGCUAGGGAUGAGGUGGGAAGGCUCCAAACACUGCAGGGAGGGAGCCAUUAGAGCGGGGUGGGUGCUCAGCGGGCCCCCCUCCCCUAGGCUAGCUAGUAUCCAGUCCUGAGACACGUGAGCAGCACAGCCCUCAAGGCUUUGAGGAUCCUGGAGCUGCUUGGACUCAAGGGAGAAGCUGGUCCAGAAACUUUCCAGGAUUGUUCUGGUCUGAGAUGUUGUGAGUUAAAAAAUUUUAAAAACACAGAACAGCUUUUAAAAUGUCUCCUGCUUCUAUUCCAUUGUAUUUUUUUUAACUUGGCACAUGGUAGAAAGAUCUUUUGCUGAGAUGAUUUUGAUGAUUUUUGUUCUAUCUUGUUUAUACAAGGAAAAUAUACAAAAUUCCAAUUUUGUGACUUUGUGAAGGUUUCUUUAAGAUGUGCAUUCCUUUCUGCUUGCUCUAGUAAAUGUUUUACUACUGGGA
Molecule: messenger RNA, 3453 nt
Organism: Orycteropus afer afer
Lineage: Eukaryota; Metazoa; Chordata; Mammalia; Tubulidentata; Orycteropodidae
Gene: DDX42
Product: DEAD-box helicase 42
Molecular function (GO): ATP binding; nucleic acid binding; RNA helicase activity
Source: RefSeq, a predicted model, not a curated record